AUGUUGGCCAUUCCCCUCAUGAAAUAAGCAUUUUUUUUUAGAGAAGGUUUUAUAUGUGGUUGGUCAUCAAAAUCUUUUAUUUCGUCAGUUUAACUUAAAUCGUCGGAAGUCUUGUUAAAUCGUGUACGGUCACCAAUAAAUCACCGCUCUACUAUAUCAUAUUGAUUUAACCUAGGCUACUGAGAUAUGGCACAAGUAACAAGAGUGAAUUAAACGAUUUCAAAAAUUCACUAUCUUUUGUUAGUACAGAUGUGUAGAUAGGCUACAGUUUUAAACAGCAGAUGGCAGUAGGCCUAGGCCUAGCCAAUUUGUUAGAAAAUUCCUGUUGACAUGUCAUUAUGAAAAUGAAAAAAAAAAGUUCAAAAGCCACCGCAUUUGAUAUUUGUCACUGUUAAAAACUAUCUGGAUUGGUGUUUAGGUACGUACUGUUAUAUAAUAAGAUCAUUAACUGUCAAUACAAAUCUACCCGCACUUGUCACUUUCUGCCUAUUCUCAACAAAGAAGUAGGCCUACGUUUGUGGAUAAUCGCAGGUGUGUCAACGUCUCCCGUCUAGAGCGGUACGUUGCCAAACGAGUUGGUCCACGAUUGAAACAGCCCCGGACAUAUGCAAAUUAGCGUUCACAUACACAGGUGAGGAGUGAGGGGCGAGGGGUCGGGACACGCCCGAAAAGAUGAAAGGAAACACCACGAGAGCAGGGUGAAAAUAAGAGUGAAAAGUGUUGACUCAUUCAGAAGAGCUGCAGGUUCCCGUGUGGACAGGUAGUCCAGAUACUUCUCCCCCCCAAGAGAGUACUUACUUCCUCAGAUAAAUGUGAAUGUUUUAAAACCCCACAAGUCCCAUUUAACAACAUUAAUGUCUACAACAACUUUAAGUUAUGGAUUUUGGGGUUCUGGAGGCAGCAGUGACUCUGGGCUUGUUGAAGAUCAUCUGCAGUCUUUUGUGUUUUCCUGCUCUCAGAGGCCCCUUCAAUCCCGUGGGCUUUUGUUGUAGCUGUCUGCUGAUCUUCACCGAUCUCCUCGUCACAGCCUUCCUCACUUUUCUGUGGUUGGCUAAGCCCUGGCAACCUCAUUCCUGGGCGUCCAGUGAUGUCAUCGUCCCCCGUCUCCUGCUGUUCCUGGACCACACCUAUGGGGCAGCGAUGCUGCUGACCGCACCUCUCAUUGUCGUGGAUACAGCCUGCAGGCUGUGGUGGCCAUUGGAGAGUGAGAAGUGGGGUGAGGGGGGUGUCCAUGCGGGUGACCCCGUUCCUCUGAACUCUGAGUGCCCGCAGGAUUGCAGCACGGGGGCGAGCUGCGAUUCAGAGACGGGGGCGGAGGGGGCGGGGCACGGACAGAGCGGCUCGCUCAUGCACCUGCCUGGCUUCCUGUGCAGCCUGCUGGUCUGGAGCUUCUGCGGCUGCAGUGGGGAGCGGGACUGGAGCGCAGAGGGACGGCUGGUGGGAGCCUGCCUGCAGGCCGGUGGCUCGCUCUCCUCCUGCCUCCCCGACCUGCUCACCGUAGCGCUGCAGACGCUGGGAAGUCCGUCUCGACCCCUGGCCACCUUCGCCCUCUCCCUGGUCCUGGCUUUGACCAUGGGGGUGCUCAGAGGAGGGUGGGGCCAGGGAGGCCCCCGCGCUCAGACGGACAAGCGCAAAGAGGACACGGACACCCCCGAUGCAGGACCAGUGGGGCUGGCGGUCCCUGCGUCCGUCCGCCAUGGCGUAAAGACUCACGCUGCACACACUGCCUACACCUCCUCUGGUGUGGCUGUCCACAGCAGGGCAGAGGACGGGCACACGCUGCCAACAUCGCCAACAAUGCUCACCAGCGCAGGCCACUGUUUACCGCCGCACAGCGACGGCAGGCAGGGACCAUGCGGCAAGAGCGAGGCCGCAGCCCUGUCCUGCCGGGGCGCCCCACACGGUUACGUACUCCUCGCGAUCCCCGAGAUGGGCACACGGCUCUCGAGCGCGCCACGCUGCUCAGCUUGCUCCGCUGCCAGUCCGCACGGUCAGCCGCACCCCUGCGGCGGGGGCCGGCGAGGGGGGCGGGACCAAGGAAGCGUGCUGUUCGGGCUGGUCUGUACCGCACUGCUCUGCCUGUUUCCCCCGACGAUGGCCAUUAACGGCAUGCUGAUCAGGAGCGUGGAGAGGCUCGCAGAGUGGAGCCUGAGACGCGUCCUGCCCGCGUCGCGCUGAGAACAAAGCGCUGAAGACUGAGGGGAAGACAAAAGAGACAGAAUAAAGGAUGACAGCACACGAGCACGGAUGCGGAGACGGGGUGGUUGUUAAUUCAGUUUUGACAGGGUGUGGGUGGAUGACAGCCUUACAGUCCAGAAGCAGGGAGGGCUGAUGUUAAAUGUGGGUAAACACACAAGUGUCUUAUUUACACAUGGCAAUAAAAAGACAUGCUCAAAA
Molecule: messenger RNA, 2397 nt
Organism: Anguilla rostrata (American eel)
Lineage: Eukaryota; Metazoa; Chordata; Actinopteri; Anguilliformes; Anguillidae
Exons: 4
Coding region: 877-2178 (433 amino acids)
Source: RefSeq, a predicted model, not a curated record